Molecule: messenger RNA, 1605 nt
Organism: Colletotrichum siamense
Lineage: Eukaryota; Fungi; Ascomycota; Sordariomycetes; Glomerellales; Glomerellaceae
Product: putative transcriptional regulatory protein
Exons: 7
Coding region: 1-1605 (534 amino acids)
Biological process (GO): DNA-templated transcription; regulation of DNA-templated transcription
Molecular function (GO): DNA binding; DNA-binding transcription factor activity, RNA polymerase II-specific; zinc ion binding
Source: RefSeq, a predicted model, not a curated record
AUGCCCUCUGACAGCCGAGGGCAAACAGCUGGUGCCAUGUACACUAGACUGAAUAAGUCAUGCGACCAGUGCCGAAAUCGAAAGGUUCGAUGCAUUGUACAGUCGCCUCCACCAGGAGCUUCUGUCGCGUGCAACAACUGCAUUAUGCAGGACCGACGAGCUCCGAGCUCAGGGCUAGCCUACUUCUCUGAUCAAAAAGUGGAUCAACUCGUGCAAAGAAUUGGCGAUUCUCGGAUCCGAGAUCUAGUCAAUGGCAUAGAUGCUGCCUUGCAAUCUAGUAUUCUCACCCGCACCGACGAGGUGCUCUCGCGACUCGGCUCUGAGCGCAGGUGCCCCCCGGUCCGGAUUCCGGCGGAUGAAUCAAGACUUUACGUUCGUCAAUACUUCGACACACUGCAUCCAGUUUACCCAUUCUUGAAUCGAGACGAGUUUGAAGAAAAGGCAUUCAGCCCCGAACUGGACAAAGUCUUGGAAGAUGAUCUACAGUAUUCGGCCUUGUAUCACGCUGUUUUAGCUCUGGGAUGUCAGCAUUUUGGCCAGGGCUCGUUCGAUCCGGGAAAGGGUCGAGCUUGGGAACUCUUCCGGGUAUGCCUCAGCCAUACUGCCGAUAUCCUCAACUUUGGAGACUCCCUGCUUGGCCUUCAAGCACUGACUGCCAUGUCGGUAUUUUCUAUGAACGCAUGCUACCUUCAGGUUGAACACUCGAUUCUUGCCGAGGCAACACGCAUGGCCCUAGCCCUUCGCUACCACAAAUCAGCUUUAGAAGGAGGUCAGGCGGUAUGCCGGAGGACCUUUUGGGUGAUAUAUCAUCUCGAAAAGCAGUACAGCUUUCAAGCCAGACGCAGCUCCGGAAUUGCCGAUUACGAUGUUGGGUGCCCAAUUCCCAACGUUCCAGAGUCGACAUUCGGGGUAUACAACUGGUUUCUGUCGUCGAUACGAUUUGGCAGGGUUCUUUCCGUGGCAUACGAGCAACUCUUUUCCGUCACAGCGUCCACCCGUGACACACCAGUCCUGUUAUCCGCCAUCUCUCGGCUCCGUGUUAUGCUGGACAGUUGGAGACAAUCUAUUCCAGUCGACUUUGGGCCGAAAGAGCAGCUGAACAAGCAGCGGCUCACAGACCCACGCACCAAGCAAACUGCACUCUCGACGCAACUUUACUACUUUCAUUUAGUAAUUGCUCUAGAACGAAUGUCUCUUCAACUAGACGAGGAAGGUGGCCAGAGACAACAAGAAAGCCGAAAGGACCUAUUACAAGCCGCUAGGACUGUUAUUGAGCUCACUCGCUACAUCGAUGUCGAGCCGUAUACACCAGUAUUCACUCUAGCCAUCAUGCCCUUGUCGGCACUUUUCAUCUUAUUUGACUUCAUCAUCUACAACCCACAGCACCCCGAUGUCCGCUCAAAUCUCACUCUGUUGGAUAUCGCCGUUGGUCACUUCAGCCUUCUUGACCACGCUUCCGAAGGAUCACUACCAGGAAGUCAUCUGAGUGAGUUUUCGCACAUUGCACGGCGGUAUGUGCACGAGCUUCCAGCCCGUCCCGCCGAUGGGAUCGACGACUCAUCACCAUCCUCUCUGGGAAGGCGGGACAAUACCAUCGAGCAGUAG